Molecule: messenger RNA, 1689 nt
Organism: Xiphias gladius (swordfish)
Lineage: Eukaryota; Metazoa; Chordata; Actinopteri; Istiophoriformes; Xiphiidae
Product: inositol-tetrakisphosphate 1-kinase-like
Exons: 10
Coding region: 93-1124 (343 amino acids)
Biological process (GO): inositol trisphosphate metabolic process
Cellular component (GO): cytoplasm
Molecular function (GO): magnesium ion binding; ATP binding; inositol-1,3,4-trisphosphate 5-kinase activity
Source: RefSeq, a predicted model, not a curated record
AUGGAUAGGAGCCAGGCAGCGACCCGCACGUCCCUCUCUCUGUCCGUCUCUGCUGUCACUUGGCCGCCGGUGGCCCCCACACGCACAGCCGGAUGUCAGGCCGCAGGGUUGGCUUCUGUCUCAGCGAUAAGAAACGCAGGAGGAUGAACCUCGACGCUUUUGCGGAGUUCUGUGCGGCCCAUGGAGUGGAGGUGGUGGAGAUCGACCUCACUCAGCCGCUGGUACCCCAGGGACCCUUCGAUGUCAUCGUUCAAAAGCUGUCUGACGUCAUCGUGGAGGCUGAGCACGACAGCCAAUCACAGCAGCUGCUUUCCAACUUCCAGAGCUAUGUGUCAACUCAUCCCAGUACAGUUCUUCUCGACCCCCUGCCUGCAAUGACCCAGCUACUAGACCGCUUUGCCUCCUAUAGGGUCAUGAGCAAGUUGCACAAUUCACUCCGAGACUGGCGUAUCUGCAGUCCUCCUUACCUAGAGAUCCACGGUACCAGUGACCUGUCAUCCAUCCAGCAGGCUGUGAUGGCCCAGGGCCUGAGCUUUCCUCUCAUUUGCAAAACUAGAGUGGCACAUGGCUCACUUUCCCAUGAGAUGUCUCUGAUCUUCAGUGCAGGCAGUCUGGCUGACAUCCAUCCUCCCUGUGUGCUUCAGAGCUUUGUAAACCACGGAGCGGUUUUGCACAAGGUCUUCGUGGUAGGAGACAAACACUUCUGCGUAGAGAGGCCGUCACUCAAGAACUUUCCCUCCGGUCCCUGUGACAGGAAAACCAUCUUCUUCAACAGCCAUCAGGUGUCCAAGCCAGAGUCAAGCUCUGAUCUCACAGCUCUGGAUGAGCAGAUGCCGUGCCUGCCUCCUCCCAGCUCCCAGGCUGUGGCCGCCCUGGUCAGAGAGCUCCGAGUUCAGCUAGGCAUGGCCCUGUUCGGCGUGGACGUCAUCAUCAACAUACACACACACACCCUCACGGUCAUCGACAUCAACAUCUUCCCAGGGUACGAGGGGGUGCCCCAGUUUUUCUCCUCUCUGCUCAGCCACAUCGAGUCAGUAUUGGACAAACAGACCUCUGCUUGCCCCCGGGUUAAUAGCUCUCCUGCUACAACGCAGACUACAAGUGGUCCAUCUGCCUGCCUUUAAGUCCCCUCAGGAGCAGAUCACAGAUUGUGCAGCGCUUCAUCAGCUUCCCAGGACAAAGAAAAAGCCACUGGGACAAGCUUUUGAACUGUUUUGUUGGGACCAAACUCAGCUGCUUUAAAGACUGUGCUUCAAUUCUAAGAAGUUUUUUAUGUGUAAUUUGCAACAAGGCUUGAUUUUAACCUGUAUCCCCUGCAAACCACACUAAUAAUUUUGUGCCUUUAAGUGACUCUAUUUACUAGUCGAUGAACCAGACUGAGGACAAUAUCGAUUUAAUCCACUUUCCGUUUAUUGAUUGACAGGUAGCAUAGAAGAAGAUACAGCAGGCACAAAAUACAGCACUCUGAUUGUUCAGUAAUAUUACGAACGGUUUUUUUCUUAUAUUUUUUAUUUCCUGUUGUUUGAAAUAUCCUCUAUGCCCAACACCUCACCCUCCAACCCCCACAGACAUCUCUUACAUCUUCCUUGCUUGUUUGUAAGAUACAAUUUGUGGAAAAAUUUUGCACUUCUAUAGAAAAAGAAAACUACAGUACAUUCAUUUUUCAUUUAUUCUCACGUGAACAAACAU